AUGGCGGUCUUUGAGAGGUGUAAGGAGGGAGAGGAACCGGCUGGAACGGAUGGCCCGAGGCUCCUUGAGGUGCCAGUUGAGAUUAGCCGUAUUAUCUUUGACUCUUUGGACGUUACAAGCGUCUUUCUCUUAGGCCUUACCUGCCAACGACUCUGGGUAAUAGCGAAAUCGGUAAUUGAGCGGCAUUUUGCCGCGUACUUGGGCGCUUGGGCUGGGACACCUAUCGUUUGUGUCGGUGACGGAACUUGCCGUGGUAGAAAUGUCACUUAUCCACAAGGAUUACUGCUCCCGGAGGAUAUUGAUGAGCUCCAGGAAGGGUUGAACCUGGACGAGUUAGAGGAUGAUCUGCUAGAUGAAUUCGCCGGGAGGCCCGUCAACCUGUACGACAUAGCAGAUACUCGAUACGACAUCAUCGAGGAUCACGGCGUAAGCUUUCCCCAGGACUUGCUAGGCGUCGCUCUCGAUUUUACGCACAAAUAUCCUCGUCCAGCGGAUAUACUGCGAGUAGCAAAUCCAGAACCCUCUUAUUUCUACCCCGCCAAUCAGGAUUGGGUUCUCAGAAAUUUGACCACCCAAGAAUUUGUUCGUCCUACGGCUAUUGCGCUGCACAAGAGCCACAUCCGUGGCCCAUUUAUUGACAAACUUGGCUAUGGUGAAGUCAUUCUGUCGAGGAUUUGUUGGUCCACGGACGAUUUUACGUCGAUGACUGGAGAGGGGAUCCAUCAGGGCGUGUGGGCUGGGCAUGCUUUAGAUAUUGUCCCCUCCACUUACUUGGACAGUGGUGGCCCAUGGAAAGAUAUCAGCGACGAGGUUGCAGAGGAUGUUGCAGAGAUUUGGAAAAGUGAAUAUGGCGAGGAUUGGAGAAAUCAUAUCAGCUAG
Molecule: messenger RNA, 879 nt
Organism: Arthroderma uncinatum
Lineage: Eukaryota; Fungi; Ascomycota; Eurotiomycetes; Onygenales; Arthrodermataceae
Exons: 2
Coding region: 1-879 (292 amino acids)
Molecular function (GO): protein binding
Source: RefSeq, a predicted model, not a curated record